Oldenlandia corymbosa var. corymbosa is the source of this 519-nucleotide messenger RNA. The record is from the annotation of a GenBank genome assembly. Lineage: Eukaryota; Viridiplantae; Streptophyta; Magnoliopsida; Gentianales; Rubiaceae.
AUGGAUGGCGGUCAUCAUGGAAGCUACUACUCUCCUUAUAAUCAUAAUGAUCCGCCGGCUAGUAACUCAGGGACGCCGCCGGAAGACAGCGGCGCCUCCGCCAGAGUAUAUGGUGUUAGCAACCCGUCGGAGUUCCAGGUUUCGGAGUUCUUCGGGCUUGAUGAUUGGAUGGAUGUAGAUCCGUGUACGUUAAUGAUGGGUUCACAGUCAGUUGGCUUUGCCCACCAAACUACUUGGCCUCUUCGUGAUGAAAUGGCUGGAACCAACAACAUUCAGCAACAUGAAAAUACUGAUACAAGGGAGACUGGAGACAGUGGGGGGAGUACUACUACUGGUGCAAGUGGAAAGGGGAAGAAGGUAGUGAGGGAAAAGAUUGCAUUCAAAACCAAGUCAGACAUUGAAAUUCUAGAUGAUGGCUUCAAAUGGAGAAAGUAUGGCAAGAAAAUGGUGAAAAACAGUCCUAACCCAAGGUACACAUUUUCUCUCUUCAUCGAUCAAGUACAGAAUAGUUUCAUUUGA